Gekko japonicus is the source of this 4221-nucleotide messenger RNA. It is a transcript of the gene ZDBF2, whose product is annotated as zinc finger, DBF-type containing 2. The record is from RefSeq and is a predicted model, not a curated record. Lineage: Eukaryota; Metazoa; Chordata; Lepidosauria; Squamata; Gekkonidae. The transcript is spliced from 7 exons. Bases 162 to 3245 code for a protein of 1027 amino acids. Gene Ontology annotation, biological process: genomic imprinting; epigenetic programming of gene expression. Gene Ontology annotation, molecular function: zinc ion binding; nucleic acid binding.
CUUUGACCCGCACAUAGCACGGAAGGAGCAUGGGGAGGGGGAAAGCAGCGUGAUGGUGACUGUCAGUAAAGAUGAAAACAGAUAAGAACCUUGCUCAGAAAAUCACCUUUUCCAUGAGAUGAUGGUCCUUGAAAACACUGAAGUUCACUUUCCUUGUGGACAUGGACGUCAAGAAGAAGAUGUUUGAUUGGAACAAACAAGCCGAUGGAGCCUCGGCUGCCUCAGCAAAAGGUGCAGAAAGAAAAGGGAAUGAAGACUCCUUAAAGCAACAGAGCAGUGGCAGCAUACAAGAACCUGAGCCAGCUGGGCCUGGACCAUCUGUUAUGCAGAACAGGCAAGGCUACUGCAGCUGCUGCCACGUACACUACAGUAACCUGGAACAGCAUGUAUACAGUUCCCAGCAUAGACUCUUUGCCACUUACUGUCGGAAUCGUUCGGGUACCACUAGUUUGAUGGAACGCUUUCUACAAGACGUGCUGCAGCAUCAUCCCUCCAGCUACCAUGACAACAGACCAACCUAUGAUGACAUGCCCCUGCCCAGCUCCUUGCUUGUUCCCAGGGACGAGUCUGUUCUUUCGUUGGAAGCCUUGGAGAAAGAGGGAACAGCAAGCCGGGCGGAAGAACCCAGCACUGACAGUGGGUUCACUGCCGAGUCAGGCUGCCUCGCUUCCCAGCGAUCACAGGAGGAACCGAAAGAGACUUAUACGCCAGUCACAUCUGUUCAGAAGAUAGAAAGGGGACAAGAGCACAGUCUAGGACCUUCACAGCACACCACGGGCAUCCCCAGUAGCACCAAAACCCCUCUUCAGGCAGAAGGCGUUCGGACUGAAGAUAGUAGCCAUAAAGCCCCGUUUACCUCUUGUCCCAUUUACCUCUUGUCCCAUCCAUUACCCACUGGCCACUUCCCACCCACACCUCCUGUAACUGCAAAAAAUGUUAGAUACUCAGUUAUACCAGAUUUUGUUUCAAACAGCAGGUAUGAACAAACUAAGCAGGGCCUAUGCAACCAGGACGGAUUACUGAAUUCGAACUCUAGUCCCAUUUUGUGGUCUGCCCAGUCAAGGACUGUUUCGCACGAGAGUCCCGUCUGUAGCCAAGGCAACUCUUUAAUCUCAGGUCAGCUUCUUUUGAAACAAGACGGCUCCCAACCUCAGGAUGAAACUCGGACCUCCGACGUCUGUCUCAGGGACACUCGCGACCCUGUGGGCAAAAGCAGCUCUUUGACUUUCAGAGCCGCUCCUCAGUUAGCAGGGAAAAAAGAAAGCAAGGUGAGCCGAAGGGAUGAAACUUCGGUAGACAAAAUCAUCGAAGAAGUAAUUUUGAAAUAUUGCUGCGAAACUGCCCCCGAAGAGCUGCCUUGCAAAGAUGAAGAGAGUAAUUCCUGUCUCAAUAUCCUGUCUCUUCUGGAUCACAGCAGCCUGCAUGGCUCAGACAUGAGCUUUGACUGUGAUGCCGCUGCCCAGUCCAGAGCAGCCCCGCCCAAAUCAACGGUUAACAACCUGGAGCUUCUUAAAGAGGUUCAAGUAAAUCUGCAGGACGAGAGUUACGGCACCCAGCUCAGUUGUGUUCUCCAAAGCAACUCAGUGCAGCAAGCCGUAGAAGCGGAAGAGGAUGUGUCAAGUAAAGAGCCGGUUCUUCCAGAUCUCCCCCAUGUGCCCCCAUCCUUUGUAGGAAAGACAUGGUCCCAGAUCAUGCAUGAAGAGGACCUGAAAAUCGAAGCCCUCGUCCGGGAUUUCCGGGAAGGUCGCUUCCGGUGCCACUUCGAUACCGAGUCCUUGGCUAACCAUACGAGGAGGGGAGUAAGAAAGAAAAAGCAGAAAAAUGGGAGGAGAAGCGACACCAACACAGUAACCAAAAUAGAAGCCGAAACAGCUCAAGUCCUGCCGGAAUUUAAUGGGGUGUCAACUGCUGGCUCUGACUUCAGCAACUCCUCAGUAAUUUCAGAAACACGACAGAUUCCAGAAACGAAGAGGCCUCAAAAAAGAACUUGGCGCCUCGCCUCGAGAUGCCAAGUGGUCAAGGUCAGCCACGGCACCCAAACUAGCUUGGUGCACUAUCCAGUCGUGAAACAAAAAUUCAUUAGGAAGGGGCAGGAUCUGCCGGGCCAGAAAGCUAGCCUUGUUUGGAUAGAGAACGAGAAGACUCCAAAUGUGAAAACCCGGCUGUGUGCUCUCAAGCUUCCCGAGUCUUACACCAAAAUUAUGAGUCCUCUGCAGCCCCAAACUGUGGUUUAUGUUCUUUCCUGUCCAGAGAUGAAACCGUUCAGGAGCAAAGCUGUAGAGGCCCCCAAAAUGAGGAGAAGUCAUCAUUCCACAGAUAGUAAGGAGUCAGUGAGGUACAAGUACAAGCAGUGUUCUAUUAAAUAUUACGACCCACUGACUAACCGAGUCUUAAAAACACCUCCUAAAAGCAUAGUUGGGGAGAAGGCUAAGAAGCCUCCGCAUGUUCGACAGCUAUUCAGGAGUCUCAGCCUCGAUGCCAACAGGAAGAAACUAGCUGAUGUGCAGCAGGGAAGCGUUCCCCCCAAGUCCUUCAAUUCACUAGACUUCCACAAUUCAUCAGCAUCUUUCACGCUGGGUCCAGUUAAGGAAAAUGAGACGAAUUCAGGUCAUAGGACAGACGUGUCUUCUGUUUCCACAGAAAAAUCUGAGUGCUUGGCAUGUAACAACUCAGAGAAAUCCUAUAAGCACUUAGUCCUUUCGCCACGGAACGCUCACCGAUUGCAGCGGGAAGAUGACUUUAAGCUAAGUUCGUUGAAUAGGAAGGAAGUCAGUUCCGCCUUUAAUUCGCUUGUGGCCGACUGUUUGGAAAGAGGCAAUCCAAAGACAGCGUGGCAGAGAAGAAAAGGCAACAGUAGGGAACCAGGGUUUUCCAAAAAAACAUUAGGGCCAGUUUUUGUCAGGCGUAGUCUCAUAAGAAGCAGCCGCAGGAAGCAGCCGCCCAGAACUACCACCCAAAAAAGUGAGAGGAGAAGAAAGGUAUCUUCUUCCGCCCCGAAAUCCUCUGCCUUGCCCGUUUCCAAGCACCAGACAAAGAAAACUACUGUAGGUAAGCACCUUAAGAAAGAAAAACCUGACGCUAACAAACUAAAGGUGGCGAGGAAGCCCAAAAGGAUGUUUUUGAACACUACAGCCAUUGUGGGCAUUCCUGAGAAGAGGCAGAGAGCUCCUUCAACAAGGGCAUCUUUGAAAAUUAAAAAAUGGGAGGUGAAUGGAGACACGGGUCUCCACUGCACUGUGAAAUGACUGGAUUCCAUCUUGGCUCUAGUAAGAGACAGCUGAGCAAUAAAAACUUUUUUAUUUAUCCAUGGAGAGGCUGAAGAAGAAAGACAUGGGGGUGCGUGGGUGGGCUUAGAAAUCUUUUGGUGUGCCGGAGCUGCAGACGGAACGAGUUCAGAUCCCCCCAAAAGCUAGCACACACGGUUUGUUGCACUUGUUCUGUUAACUGCAAAAAGUGUAUAUCUGUUGAAUGCACUAAAAGGCCCUGUUGUAGUAGGGUUUUUGUGUAUCUUUGUCACAUCAGUGACAGGUUGAAUUUGAACUGUAUAUUGUUCCACCCUACUAAAACACUUUGCAUUACAUCGCAGUGGUAGAUAUAGUUGCCUUGUGCGUGAGACUCCAGUUUUCAGACCGGUCCUGCAAAAAAAAAAAAAUCCCACCCGCGGUGGCCUGGGUUUGAAGAGAGCACUGGCUGAAGAGAAGGCCUUUCUACACUCUAGCCCUCCGUGUCAUUUCCCUGUAAAACCUACUUUGAAGGACCCCACAUCCCUCUGGAGCCAGUUUCCAGGGGGCCAUGAUGAAGACGUCAUAUGGUGGGGAAGGGGGAAGUGGAUGGCUCUCCUCCUGAACAAGCAUAAGUGCUCUCGGUUUAUGCAGUGGGAUCAUGGAAUCCAAAUUAAUCACUGUUGUAGAAAUUAAAGAACAUAAUAUAUAUUUAAAAUUUGUCUAGUUUUUGACCAGCAAUAUAAUAUAUUGAAAAACCAGUCAGAUUAACAGUGCAAUUCCAAAUGUGUUUACUUUAAACACACACACACACACUGUGUUCAGUGGAAUUUAAUCUCAGGUUGCCAACGUGUGAGGCUGGCAACCAACAGGAGACUCACCAGUAGUUUUGACCGUUGCCGAGAAUGAGAUUGCAUGGCUUCCGGCCCAACCGGAAGAGAUGUCAUUGCACAGCUGGUGACAUAUGAGCGUUUGGUCAAAACUCUUUUAAGUUUUGGCU